CUCCGAAGUUUGCUUAUUUAGGUCCUAUUAGAUCUAGAUCUAUAUUUUGUUUCGUUUCUUUGAUUUCUCAGUAAAAUAUUUUAACUACUGUUGAACUUCCGAUAUUGAACUUCCUUUUUAGAAUUUGUUUGAGUAAAGAGAAGCAUAGAAAAUGGCUGACGAUGAUUUGGCAGAAAAGAAGAAGAAGAGGACUUUCCGCAAGUUCACUUACAGAGGAGUGGAUUUAGACCAACUUCUGGAUAUGUCCAUGGAUCAGCUUGCUGAUUUAUUCAAUGCCAGACAAAGGCGUCGUUUGAAUCGCGGUCUGAAGCGUAAGCCUCUUGCUCUGAUGAAGCGUUUGAGGAAAGCCAAGAAGGAAGCUGGACCUUUAGAAAAACCAGAGGUUGUAAAGACACAUCUUCGUGACAUGAUCAUUAUUCCAGAAAUGAUUGGAUCUAUUGUUGGUGUUUACAACGGCAAAACUUUUAACCAAGUUGAAAUCAAGCCUGAGAUGGUUGGCCAUUACUUGGGAGAGUUUUCAAUUACCUACAAACCUGUUAAGCACGGCAGACCUGGUAUUGGUGCCACACAUUCUUCCAGGUUUAUCCCUCUGAAAUAAACUAUGGAUUAACAUUAAA
Messenger RNA from Biomphalaria glabrata, 617 nucleotides. Its product is annotated as 40S ribosomal protein S15. Gene Ontology annotation, biological process: ribosomal small subunit assembly; translation. Gene Ontology annotation, molecular function: structural constituent of ribosome; RNA binding. Gene Ontology annotation, cellular component: ribosome; cytosolic small ribosomal subunit. The transcript has 5 exons. The coding region runs from base 152 to 598 and encodes 148 amino acids. NCBI's taxonomy places the organism in Eukaryota, Metazoa, Mollusca, Gastropoda, Planorbidae. The record is from RefSeq and is a predicted model, not a curated record.